AUGUCGAAUUUAUCCAAACUUGAGUUUGUGGCAUUAGAUAUUUCUGGAAAGAAUUAUCUUUCAUGGGUACUCGAUGCUGAGAUUCACUUAGCUGCAAAAAGUCUUGAUCACAUUAUUACUCAGGGAAAUGAAGCAUCGAGCCAAGAUAAGUCGAAGACUAUGAUUUUUCUUCGCCAUCAUCUUGAUGAGGGCCUGAAGAUUGAAUAUCUGACGCAACAAUAUCGUGAAAAGGGUUUUCAGAAAUAUUAUGAUUUAAUCUCAUGUCUUUUGGUGGCUGAGCAACAUAAUGUUCUUUUAAUGAAAAAUCAUGAAGCUCGUCCUACUGGAGCUGCUCCAUUAUUGGAGGCAUAUGUGGUGGAAGCACGUGAUCAAUUUGAAGUAAAAAGAGAUGAUCAUCGGGGCUAUAAUAAUGCACAGGGACGUGGCAAAGAUAAGAGGCGAUACACCAAUCGUCGAGAUGGUGGUCAUAAUAAAAGGGAGAACAACAUGAGUUCUCAAAAUAACCCCUCAAAAAGUAAUUGUCUUUAUUAUGGCAUGAAGGCCCAUUGGAAGAAUGAAUGUCGCACACAUGAGCAUUUUGUUAAGCUGUACCAAAAUUCCUUUAAAAGGAAAGAAAAUAAAAGUGGUGCUUCCUCUUCCAAUGCUCGAGCUGAGUCACAUAUGACUCUUAAAGAUGAUGAUAAGCCUGGAACAUCUCAGAAAUAUCAUAAAGAUAUUGAAGCAAAUUUAGGUUCAAAGGAUGAUGUUUUUGAUGGCCGUGGUGACAUUACUCAUAUGAAAGUUGAUUACUUCUUUGGAGAUCGAAAAUGA
This is a messenger RNA of Solanum lycopersicum (tomato), 810 nucleotides long. The record is from RefSeq and is a predicted model, not a curated record. Lineage: Eukaryota; Viridiplantae; Streptophyta; Magnoliopsida; Solanales; Solanaceae.